AUGUUGACAACGUCGACCCUUUUCUCAAUUCUCUUUUUGAUAAGCAUCACAUCCCGUGUCGGCUCUGCUACCAUACCUUCCGAGCCCUUGACGGAGAAAGAAAAACACAAGAUCGUCGCCAGUGAUGCAAUAACUAUAUGCCUUCACGAAGUGAAUGAUAUAAGCAAAUACAUCAACGCGAUUCCUAAGCUUAAAAGCAUCCAACUUACACAGAAUCAGAAACUUCUUCCGUGCGUCCAGGGCCUGAAUUUCGACUUAUCCGAGGUUCAAUCGGCACUCUACAGUUUGAAGCAUUUGAAAGAGCCGUACAUGCUAUCAUAUGAGCAUUCCUUGAAGCAUAUGACCUCUCACGCUAUCAGCUUGUGGAAGACGUGCAGUUCUUCGCUUAAAAACGAGGAUAAGGUUGUCGUUUCGUUGCUGACUAGAAAACUUGAUGAUCUUUCUUACCUUAUUAACAAUGUUGUUUAUCAUAUUUCUGAAUUCCUAGGAGACUCAGAAACUCCAGGAAGCCAUUGA
Molecule: messenger RNA, 516 nt
Organism: Fraxinus pennsylvanica
Lineage: Eukaryota; Viridiplantae; Streptophyta; Magnoliopsida; Lamiales; Oleaceae
Source: the annotation of a GenBank genome assembly